AUGGCGUUCCAUCAGCCGACUCGCCAGGCCGUGCAGCGGGCAUUUCGCCAGGAAGACCGCGAGACUGGCGUGUCCCAAGCCCGCCCAUCGGUGGACCCGCAUCGUCUCGAUGAGUCGCAGACCAGCUGGGUACUCUUUGCUCCCGCUACAGAUGCAGGGACAGCGACUACAGCAACAGAAUCCGAUUCCAGCGCAGCACGUCCCGCGAGUGUACAAACCCCCGGACGAUCGAGGGUGAGCGAUCUCGGCAGCCUACGCACCGCUGCGAGGUCGGGGAGCGAUGCACCGUCAGCGGCUCCAUCGGUAGAUGAAGCAGUGGUCGAGGAGGACGGGGAAUUAGACAGCCUCGACAGCCACCUCCCUUCUUUUCGCUCACUUCCAGGGAGGCACUCCCAUUCACAGCAAGGCAAUUACCAAGACGCAACUGUCUUCCCCGGCCACGAUGGGCUUGGCUCAUUCAACUUGGACAACCUUGCGUCGGCGGCAGAGGCCCAGGACCACCUCUACCAGUUCGAGCAGUUCAACCCGAAGCGGAAUCGCCGACGAAGGGAGAGUUUCGAGCACCCACAUAUUGACUGGGAGGACGAGCGGGUGCGGGAGACAGAGAAAACGCAGCGGAUCGAAGCUUGGCGCCUGGAGCAUAGCCAGGUCCUCCUGGAAGAGAUCCAACGAGAGACCCGGCGAAGACGGAAGUCUCAGGCUGCUCUCCGACAUGUGCGGGCAACGCAGCCUGCCGCGAAAGCAUCGCAACCCAUCGAUGAUUCUGACAGUAUGACCUGGCAUGAUGAGGACGACGAUGUGUCGGCAGACCAAGACGCUGAUGGCUUCCUCGCCGCAUUUAUGCAACGAGUCAUCAAGAACAUUCUUGGUAUAGAUGACCGCAUGCUGUCAAUACUAUUUGGCGAGGGCAUGCCGGAAAGCGAGGAACUGUCGAGCACGCCGCGAGCCUCGCAGCUGAGCGGCCAGAUUGCAGAGUCAAGUGAGUCGUGGCAGACGCAAAUGCUGGAACGGGUCUCGCGAGAGCUUGGGCUGCUGGUCAACCAACUGUCUCACCAUCCCGGAGCUUUCUCAACGUAUCAGCGGAUGCAGCAAAUGCCUCUGCCAUACGCUGGCCUACCUGUGAUACCUGAAAGCGGGAGUGUCUUGGACACAAAAGACCACCGUGAUGCAUCAUCAGAACGGCCCAAGUCCCCCGAAUUCGCACCAACAAUACCCCAAGCCACUCGAGCCCUGAACAUCCCAGGGCGUCACGACACGUCGACUGAAGAGGAUGUGAAAAUGGGUGAUGCCUUCACAAAGGAAGAGUGGGAGCGUGACCUUGACAUCAAGCUAGUCUUCAAGUACAUCCGGUCCCGCUUCACCUCUCGCAGUGCAGCACCUCAGGCUGCCACCAACAGCUCGUCCAGCAUGCAGGACGCAGCCGCCAAGGCCGCGCGCGUCCGUCAGCAUCACCCAUUGAUUGCACGUCCGCGCACGGCGGCCGAGCGGCGAUCGUUCAAGGUGGUCGCUGGACCGAGCAGCCCUGUCGCCAUGCGCCACAACAGCAGCUGCGCCAGUCAGAGCACGCGGCGAUCAGCGAGAAGGAGCAGCGUCUCGUCGCGGCAUUACUGGGACAUUGGCGGCUCUCUGGGGACUGGAUCCAUGAUCGCCCCAACAGGGCCGAUGGGGAGUUGGGGAGAGGUCUGA
Molecule: messenger RNA, 1686 nt
Organism: Emericellopsis cladophorae
Lineage: Eukaryota; Fungi; Ascomycota; Sordariomycetes; Hypocreales; Bionectriaceae
Exons: 1
Coding region: 1-1686 (561 amino acids)
Source: RefSeq, a predicted model, not a curated record